Neopsephotus bourkii (Bourke's parrot) is the source of this 2066-nucleotide messenger RNA. RefSeq names its product solute carrier family 11 member 2 (gene SLC11A2). Bases 81 to 1859 code for a protein of 592 amino acids. The transcript is spliced from 17 exons. The record is from RefSeq and is a predicted model, not a curated record. Lineage: Eukaryota; Metazoa; Chordata; Aves; Psittaciformes; Psittacidae. Gene Ontology annotation, molecular function: cadmium ion transmembrane transporter activity; iron ion transmembrane transporter activity; manganese ion transmembrane transporter activity. Gene Ontology annotation, cellular component: plasma membrane. Gene Ontology annotation, biological process: metal ion transport.
CGGAGCUGCCCCAGGGUGGGGACGCCCCGUAUUUAAGUGAGCGGGACGGAGCUCCCCGAAACCAGCCCGCCCGCAGCACCAUGCCCAAGAAGUACAGCCUGGAGCUGGGUGACGUGGCCGAUCUAAAGCAGGAUCCGGGCCACCAAAAGGGUUCAACCAUGGGGAACCCCGACACGGACCAGAAGGCUUCCUAUGAAGAUGCCUCCGGGGAGCCCGGCGGAGUCGUCAGCACCGUUUCCAGCAGCAUGAACCCGCUGCAGCCACCGGAUGCUUCCUCUGAGGAGCCUUUCACCACCUACUUCGACAGCAAGAUCCCCAUCCCCGAGGACGAGAAGCAAUCCUGCUUCAGCUUCCGCAAGCUCUGGGCUUUCACGGGGCCGGGGUUCCUCAUGAGCAUUGCCUACCUGGAUCCAGGGAACAUCGAGUCCGAUUUACAGUCCGGGGCUGUCGCAGGGUUUAAGCUCCUGUGGGUGCUGAUGCUGGCGACGCUGAUCGGGCUGCUCCUGCAGCGCCUGGCGGCUCGGCUCGGAGUGGUGACCGGGCUGCACCUCGCCGAGGUCUGCAACCGGCAGUACCACAAGGUGCCUCGGAUUAUCCUCUGGCUCAUGGUUGAACUGGCCAUCAUCGGCUCCGACAUGCAGGAGGUCAUCGGCUCAGCGAUUGCCAUCAACCUCCUGUCUAUGGGCAAGAUCCCGCUGUGGGGUGGAGUGCUCAUCACCAUCGCUGACACCUUCGUCUUCCUCUUCCUGGACAAAUACGGCCUGCGGAAGCUGGAGGCGUUCUUUGGCUUCCUCAUCACCAUCAUGGCUCUCACGUUCGGAUACGAGUACAUCACAGUGAGACCCAACCAGCAGAAGCUGCUCCAGGGGCUCUUUGUCCCCUACUGCCAGAACUGUGGAACGCCGCAGCUGGAGCAGGCCGUGGGCAUCGUGGGGGCUGUCAUCAUGCCCCACAACAUGUACCUGCACUCGGCACUGGUCAAGUCCCGGCAAGUGAACCGUGCUAACAAGAGGGAGGUGCGAGAAGCCAACAAGUAUUUCUUCAUCGAGUCCUGCAUCGCGCUCUUUGUCUCCUUCAUCAUCAACAUCUUCGUGGUGACCGUCUUCGCCGAGGCUUUCUUUGAGAAGAACAACGCGGACGUGAACGCCGUCUGCGUCAACGCCAGCAGCCCCCACUCCUCUCUCUUCCCCAAUAACAACCAGACGCUGGAGGUGGACAUCUACAAAGGGGGUGCCGUUCUGGGCUGUUAUUUCGGCCCUGCUGCUCUCUACAUCUGGGCCAUCGGGAUCCUGGCUGCCGGGCAGAGCUCCACCAUGACCGGGACGUACUCGGGGCAGUUUGUUAUGGAGGGCUUCCUGAACCUGCGCUGGUCCCGCUUUGCGCGGGUGCUGCUCACGCGCUCCAUCGCCAUCACCCCCACGCUCCUGGUGGCCAUCUUCCAGGACGUGGAGCACCUGACGGGCAUGAACGACUUCCUGAACGUGCUCAUGAGCCUCCAGCUUCCCUUCGCCCUCAUCCCAGUCCUCACCUUCACCAGCCUGCCCAGCGUCAUGAACGACUUCGCCAAUGGCCUGUUCUGGAGGAUCGGGGGGGGGAUCCUGAUCCUCCUCAUCUGCAGCAUCAACAUGUACUUCGUGGUGGCCUACGUCAUGUCCCUCAACCACGUGGCUCUGUACGUGGGGGCUGCCGUGCUCAGUGUGAUGUACCUGUCCUUUGUGGCCUAUCUGAGCUGGCUGUGCCUGGUCGCGCUGGGAGCCUCCUUCCUGGCCUGCGGGACAAGGCACCACUUGGGCCUCGCUGCCUGCCCUGAGCUCUUCCUGCUCAACAACGUGGACACGGACACGCUCGUCGCCAGAUGAUUCCUGAUCCCUGAGGAUAGAACUGGUGUCAGUGGAAACCCGCCCUGGCUCGGGCUCAGCACCGAGCCGGGCUCACGCUGGGACCCUGAGCGCAGCCGGGGUUCGGACAAUGGGACCGGAUGGUCCUGGGAGCGCUGGGAAUUGCUGCGGAGCCGGAGCCGCCAACCCGGCUCCACAACCCCAACCUUGGGGCUUGCUUCCAGGUUC